Abrus precatorius (Indian licorice) is the source of this 405-nucleotide messenger RNA. Its product is annotated as protein HEADING DATE 3A-like. The transcript has 4 exons. NCBI's taxonomy places the organism in Eukaryota, Viridiplantae, Streptophyta, Magnoliopsida, Fabales, Fabaceae. The coding region runs from base 25 to 405 and encodes 126 amino acids. The record is from RefSeq and is a predicted model, not a curated record.
CAAUGGGUAAAGGUUAUCAAUAUAAUGCCUAUAUCAACGGACCCUCUUGUUGUUGGACGUGUAAUAGGAGAUGUUUUGGAGCCUUUUACAAAUUCUGUUUCUAUGAGGGUUGUGUAUAACAAUAACCCAGAAGUUAUCAACUGUUGUGAGUUCAAAUCCUCAGAAAUUGUCAACCAACCAAGAGUUGAAGUUGGUGGAGAUGACCUCAGGACGUUUUACACUCUGAUCAUGGUGGAUCCUGAUGCACCAAGUCCAGUUGAUCCACAUAAGAGAGAAUAUUUGCACUGGUUGGUAACCAAUAUUCCCGCAACUACAGCCGCAAGCUUCGGAGAAGAGAUUGUGAGGUAUGAGAGUCCACGACCAACAGCAGGAAUACAUCGUAUUGUUUUUCUUAUAAUUGAAUAA